UAGUUACGGUGUCAACGCCACCAUGAUCGGCGAUUCGAAGAAGCUAAGCAGUCCCAGCCUGGUUCGAAAAGCGACCGUGAACCGCAGCCAUGGUGAUACGCUGCAAAAAGUGCAAGCCCAGGUGUGUCCAGACUUCAACUCGAAGUCCAACUCGUACAACAACUACGGCUACUCGAAAUCCCCCUACCACAACAAUUCUCAUUCGUAUUCGUCUUCUCCUGCAAAUACGACCCCAUCGAUGAUAUUUUCACCAGCAGUGCUCUUAACGCCAAACCCAAGAAGAACCUUAGCAGAGAUGAGUACUACAGAGAAGAAACGAAACGGUACGAUCCUCUGAAAAGAAGUUUGACAGAAGGUACCAUCCAAAGGAACCGAGAGAAAAUUUACAAAGACCCAAUAGGAACUUAUUCGGAUACCGAAAGUCUUUCACCACCUGGUCAAUUUAGGAACAAUACUAGGUCACCUGAGUUCCAUGAAACGUA
This is a messenger RNA of Acanthoscelides obtectus, 482 nucleotides long. The record is from the annotation of a GenBank genome assembly. NCBI's taxonomy places the organism in Eukaryota, Metazoa, Arthropoda, Insecta, Coleoptera, Chrysomelidae.